Melitaea cinxia (Glanville fritillary) is the source of this 1085-nucleotide messenger RNA. RefSeq names its product survival motor neuron protein (gene Smn). The transcript is spliced from 7 exons. Lineage: Eukaryota; Metazoa; Arthropoda; Insecta; Lepidoptera; Nymphalidae. The coding region runs from base 184 to 975 and encodes 263 amino acids. The record is from RefSeq and is a predicted model, not a curated record.
ACGAUUUAUAGUCUAUCCAUGGCAUUACCAUUGAGUAUUAUUGGGUAUUACAAUUAAAAAAAAAAUUGAAUUGUUUAGUUUCGUUUUCUGGUUUUAUGUUUAAAAUCAACUGUGCUUUAUGCUUUUAGCCUUCAAUAAACAAUUAAGUGACUAUAACUUAAUACUUAAAAAAAAAAGACUAAAAUGGCAGAAGAUAAUAUUUUAUACGUAAAAGGAAUGAAGCUUUCGGAAUCGGAUAAAGGUGAUGAUGAAUCUGAUGAUGUGUGGGAUGAUAGUAAACUUAAAGAUGCUUAUGAUAGGGCUUUAAAAAUAGCCAAUGCAGAGGUAGCAAGAAGAGUGGCUUUGUCCACUAACAAUUCUAAAGCUGAUGGCAAACCGACAACUAAAUCAACUAAUGGUAUUAGAAAUCCGAAGAAAGAUUUCAAGCCUCGUUGGAAAGCAGGAAUGAACUGCCGAGCUGUGUAUGAAACAGAUGGGGUUGAAUACGAAGCAUUGUUAGAAAGAAUAAUUAAUGACGAUGAAUGCGUUGUCAGAUUUCUAGGUUAUGAGAACUCUGAAAUAGUAUCAAUAUCAUCUCUAAAACCAUCAUUAGGUAAAGCAGAAAGGACUCAUCAGAUUCAAGAUGCUUUAGCUGAGAAAAUAGAUAAUAUUGAUUCACAGUCAAAUAAUUCUUACAAUGUUGAGAGAAUGGAGUGCUGCGAUCGGCCUCAGAGUCCUGGUAGCUCAGUUUCGUUUCAGAAGAAAAAGAAAUCGGGAAAGAAGAAAAGCAAGCAAAAGCAGAUGAACACCUUUGAACUACCCAAUCCGCCCACACCAAAUUUUGCAUCAAUAAGAAAUAUUGGUGCAAUGGAUAUGCCAAUCCCUCCACCGCUGGUCAUGAGUUCUGGUUUCGAAGAUGAGGCGUUGUCAUCCAUGCUGCUAAGCUGGUAUAUGAGCGGUUACUACACUGGCCUCUACCAGGGGAUGAAACGGUGAUAUAUCUUAUUUUCUAAUGUUACUUUUUCUAAUUUCACUCAUUAUAUUUAAAAGGACAUUUCAAUAAUAUGUAACUUUGUUUCAGGGCACAGCAAGGGAGAAAGAAUAAU